Molecule: messenger RNA, 1641 nt
Organism: Eruca vesicaria subsp. sativa (arugula)
Lineage: Eukaryota; Viridiplantae; Streptophyta; Magnoliopsida; Brassicales; Brassicaceae
Source: the annotation of a GenBank genome assembly
AUGUCCGCGAGGCUGCAAAAACACCCCGAUCCUUGCAACCACUUGUCUGAUUACAAACUUAGACACGGCACCGAUGGUUACAAAUCAUUCCAGAACAUGUUCAGAUGCUUCAACGACGGUAGAAUCAUCAUCAAACUCGACACACCUCCCAGAUGCACUCACUGCAACAAGAACAAGAGACUCUACAUCUGUCUGAUCUGCCGCUCAAUAUCUUGCUCAAGCCACCUCCUUUCCCACACCCAAUCCAACAAAGGCCACGAUCUCUCCAUCGACAUCGAAAGAUCCGAGCUUUACUGCUCCUCCUGCUUCGACCAGGUGUACGAUCCUGACUUCGACGUGGCUGUCGUGUCUAAACAGCUCAUGGUUAAAGAUGUCGUUGUUGGUUUUAGAUCGAACAAGAAGAGGAGGUUGUUGUUGGAGUCUUCGCAGUUGAUUAUUGGGUCGUCACAGCUGUUUGUGGAUCGGAGGGAGAAAUGGUCGUUUCCUUUAGGGUUGAGAGGUUUGAAUAACUUGGGGAGCACUUGUUUCAUGAACGCUGUGUUGCAAGCGCUUGUUCAUGCUCCUCCUUUGCGGAACUUUUGGUUGAGUGGUCAGCAUAAUCGUGAUCUUUGUGAGAGGAGGUCUUUGGGUUUGUUGUGUUUGCCUUGUGAUCUUGAUCUUAUCUUCUCUGCUAUGUUCUCUGGUGAUCGUACUCCUUAUACCCCUGCUCAUUUGCUUUACAGUUGGUGGCAGCACUCAACGAAUCUAGCUACUUAUGAGCAGCAGGACUCUCAUGAGUUUUUUAUUUCGUUAUUGGAUUGUAUCCAUGAGAAUGAAGGGAAGACAAAGUGUUUGUAUAAAGAUCAUGAAGAGUGUCAGUGUAUUACUCACAGAGCAUUCUCUGGUCUUUUAAGAUCAGAUGUCACCUGCACAACGUGUGGAUCAACCUCAACCACUUACGACCCAUUCAUCGACAUUUCACUUACUUUAGAUUCAUCAACAGAUUGCAGAAAGAACAGAAACAGCGGUGAGCCAAGCGUGAACAAAGCAGCGAUGCCAACUCUCUCUGGCUGCUUAGACCUCUUCACUCGGUCAGAGAAACUCGGUCCUGACCAGAAACUAAACUGCCAAAGCUGUGGAGAUAAAAGAGAGUCUUCAAAACAAAUGUCCAUAAGAAGACUUCCUCCGCUUCUCUGCUUGCACGUAAAGCGUUUUGAACACUCUCUCACCCGUAAAGCCUCUAGAAAAAUCGACAGUUACUUGCAGUAUCCCUUCCGCUUAAACAUGUCUCCUUACCUCUCUUCCUCCAUCAUUGGGAAGAGGUUUGGGAACAGAAUGUUUGCAUUUGACGGAGAAGGGGAGUAUCAUCAUCAUGAUGGUUCAUCAUCAUCGUUGUCUUCAUCAGCUGAGUUUGAGAUAUUUGCGGUUGUGACUCACUCGGGGAUGUUGGCUUCUGGUCAUUAUGUGACUUACCUGAGGCUUAAAGGGUUGUGGUAUAGAUGUGAUGAUGCAUGGAUCAAUGAGGUUGAAGAGGAAGUGGUGAGAGGGUGUGAGUGUUAUAUGUUGUUCUAUGCACAAGAGAGAGUGAUUCAAAAGGCUCAUAAGGAGUUGAGUUAUCAAGUUAUCUCCAUGGCUGAUGCAUUUCCCUUUGCUGAUUGCUGA